Messenger RNA from Aspergillus aculeatus ATCC 16872, 1228 nucleotides. Its product is annotated as Ser/Thr protein phosphatase superfamily. The record is from RefSeq and is a predicted model, not a curated record. Gene Ontology annotation, molecular function: hydrolase activity. The transcript has a single exon. NCBI's taxonomy places the organism in Eukaryota, Fungi, Ascomycota, Eurotiomycetes, Eurotiales, Aspergillaceae. Bases 295 to 1107 code for a protein of 270 amino acids.
GUGUACAGUACGUGUACUUCACCACCACCCCAACGAUUUCAACAGAAGAGCGUCCCAAGAGGCGAAUUGUCCAAGUCCUUCCAAUCAAGACUUCGAAUCGCCUGAAAUCACUAUCCGUGGUAAUUGAGACCGACCAGCGGCUACAAGGACCUUUUUUUUUUUAGCAUCCCCGGGCGCUUAAGCACUGGCCUCCGACCGUAUUGUAAGUCAUUGCGCUACUACUAGCCAGCCCAUCCUACAAGCGAUCUGGACAUCGAAUCGCACUGAGCCAGCGCUUCCUUCUCCCCCACAAGCAUGGCACAGUUCCAGAUUCUUUCCGACCUACACCUCGAGAACCCGCGAGCAUACGACCUCUUCGGAAUCACCCCGACCGCGCCCUACCUAGCCCUGCUGGGGGACAUCGGCAACGUCAAAGAUGAUGGCUACCUGCAAUUCCUCGAAGCCCAGCUUCACCGCUUCAAGAUCGUCUUCCUCGUCCUGGGCAACCACGAGCCCUUCGAUGCCAGCUGGCCGGCCACACGCGAACGCCUGCAGCAAUUCUCCGAGAAGAUCCAGGACCGGCGCCAAAGGGCAGCGACGACGUCGUCGCAGCUGGGGGAGUUCGUCCUCCUCGAUCGCACGCGGUACCGCCUCACGCCCCAGGUGACAGUCCUGGGCUGUACAUUCCACUCGCGCGUGAGUGAGGAUCAGGAGGAGACCGUCAGCCACGCCCUGAACGACUUUCACUACAUCCAGGACUGGACGGUCGAGCAGCACCGUGCGGCCCACGAGGCCGAGCGUGCCUGGCUCAACGACCAGGUCACCGACAUCGCCCGUGACGAUCCGCAUCAUCGCAUCGUCAUCUUCAGCCAUCACAGCCCGACCGUCGCGGUGGCGGCCGUGGACCCGCGCUACGCCGACAGUCCGAUCACGUCGGCGUUCGCGACGGACCUCAUCGGAGAGCCGUGCUGGGAGCGACCGCAGGUGCGCCUGUGGGCGUUCGGGCAUACGCAUUACAACUGCGACUUCACGGACGAUCGGUCCGGGAAGCGGAUUGUGGCGAACCAGAGGGGGUACUACUUUGCGCAGUCCAUCAAAUUCGAUCCCGCCAAGGUGUUUUGCGUGUGAUUGGGUGUUUAGGGUUGAUGAUUUUGAAAGUCAUUUUCUGUUUGAUUUGGAGUUUUUGUUUUUGUUUUGAUUUGGUGUUAUUUUUUUAAUAUAUAGAUUAGUAUAGUAUAUUCAUAGCGAC